Caenorhabditis remanei is the source of this 411-nucleotide messenger RNA. RefSeq lists its product as uncharacterized. The transcript has 4 exons. Gene Ontology annotation, molecular function: RNA binding. Gene Ontology annotation, biological process: mRNA 3'-end processing by stem-loop binding and cleavage. The record is from RefSeq and is a predicted model, not a curated record. Lineage: Eukaryota; Metazoa; Nematoda; Chromadorea; Rhabditida; Rhabditidae. Gene Ontology annotation, cellular component: mRNA cleavage and polyadenylation specificity factor complex. The coding region runs from base 1 to 411 and encodes 136 amino acids.
AUGGAGACGGAUCAAAAUACGUCCGCACCAGAAGGCACUAACACCGAAGCAGAUGAAAGUCUCGAAAAUGCAGAAAACGCGAGAAAAGCAAACGAAGCAGCUGCCAAACCACGUGGAAACCUCAAACUCGAACCACUGCCCAAAAAGCUGAUUCCGAUUCAUCAGGCUGAAAAUCAUGAAAAACUGGGAAAAUUGCAGGCAAUCUUCGUGAACGACCCGAAACUGUCCGAUUUCAAGAGCUUGUUUGUCGAGAAAGGGUUCAAGGCAGAAUUUCUCAGCGGAACUCUUCUUAUCAAGGGAGGAAAGUGUUCGAUUCGUCGUGGUGAAAUGGGAUUCUCUAUGGAGGGAGCGCUGGAGAAGGACUAUUACAAACUUCGAAAUCUGUUCUUCAAUCAAUUCGGUGUUCUAUAA